Molecule: messenger RNA, 390 nt
Organism: Protopolystoma xenopodis
Lineage: Eukaryota; Metazoa; Platyhelminthes; Monogenea; Polystomatidea; Polystomatidae
Source: the annotation of a GenBank genome assembly
AUGCCACUUUCUCCUUUCCCAUACCUUCUGCGCUCCGUUGUCAAAAGAAAUUCACAUACAUUUUGUUCGAUCUCGUCACAAAUACACCUCACCACAGCCGCCAAAUUCAAUGAAAUUUCAUUUCCUCUUUUGCAUCUAUUAAUUAAAUUCCAAAUCUGCUCGCAGGUCAAUCAGCCGGUUGUACUGCUCGCAUUUCCCAACGCAGUGCCUGUUGGUCUCGACUCAGAUUGGCUCCGUCUCCUUCACAACAUGGUCACCACACAUCGGGCCAGACGACCCUCCAGUCUACAGCAGACCGAGCCACUUGAGCAUACCGAACAUCGGCACGGGGUUGUCUCUCUUUUGAGGCGUCCGGCUGCCCAAUGCCUGGAACGCCCCGAUCGGAGCGUC